Drosophila navojoa is the source of this 917-nucleotide messenger RNA. RefSeq names its product dynein regulatory complex subunit 3. The record is from RefSeq and is a predicted model, not a curated record. NCBI's taxonomy places the organism in Eukaryota, Metazoa, Arthropoda, Insecta, Diptera, Drosophilidae.
CCGUGAAUUGCGCGAAGUCGAAUUUCUUCAAGAAAAGGAAAUUCAAGCGCGUGAGUUACAAGCCCGAGAGGAAUCAGAAGCUAGACGUUUAUCUUCCAGUUUUGUGGAUCAUUUAGAUGGUAACCAACUUUUCGAAUCCUUUUGGCGCGAUGAUGCUGAUGGCCGUAUAUUAAUGUUAGUAGGACAGCAAGCGCAAGAACUUGCUGAAGAAUAUGAAAAAGAUGUAUUUGAACUUACCCAAGAAAUUUAUAAGCUGGGUUUGAAACGUUUUGUUGAACGAGAUGAAGAAAUAAGGGAUUUUAUGGAUAAUUUACUUGAUGGUCAAAAAGAACUUCAAGGCUCAGGUCAAAAAGAGAUUGAAGAUUUUUUACUAUACAAAGAUAAAAUAUUCGAUGAAGCUCGGAUUACACUUCGACUAUUGGAGCAAAACGUAAUGCACGGAGACGAUGAAGAUUCACUGGAAAAUAUGAAGCUAUCUGAUACAAUGGAUAAGUUGAAUGUACACUUUGAAGAUUCAUUGAACGACAUGUGGCUUAUUCUAAUGUCUCAGGAAUUGCAUUUACAUGAAACAAUUGAGGAAUCUACAACAAAUUUUCAUCGUAAGAUCUCAGACAUGAUGUCCAAAUUCUUAGAAGCCUCUCAAUCAUUUUUUGUGCAACUACGCGAAAUUUCCGUUCAUUUUUCUGAAAAUAUGACUGAAAUAGUGACUAGAUUUAUUUCAACAAAACUUGCCAUGCAGGAUUUUGAAGACGUUCCCCCUGAGCUUAGAAUGUGUAUGGAUGAUCGGGAUGCUAUAUUAAAUUUAAUAGCCGGUAUGAAAGAUGCUCAUACCUUUCGUAUUGACGAGCGCGAAGAUCGUAUGGCAACCAGAAGUAAGGAAUUUAUUGAUAAUAUGAUUAAUAACCUUAACAAGUAAG